CCAUUAUCGUCCUCCUCAUCCUCAUCAUUGACAUCAUCACUGUUCCAAGGUUACGGCGUCCGCGCUGCAUCAAUGCCUCCGUUCGACAAGUCCAAGAAGAAGGAUGCGUCGCAGAUGGUGAUGCUCAGGUCGUUCGAGUUCCUCAAACUCGUUAAUUGCUAUAAGGUGUCGAACCAUAUCGUGACUAUUGACAACAACCUGCAGUUGUCAAAUCCCUUCGUGCCCUUCGAUUGUGAUCUUGGAGACUUUGCAGACAUGGUGCGACGUCACAAGCUGCAGGCGAUGGGCCAAGCCGUUUUGCGAACUGCUGUCUCUGUGAGCUCGCUAAAGACGGUGGGCAAGAGUUGUGGGGAGCCGAAAACAUCCGCCCGUAUAAGCAAAAGUGGGGCCGCAUCGACACAGGCAAAGAGCGUGAGCAAAUCAGCUUCUCUGCUCCGGCCGAAGGGUAUGUCUCCGACGCAGGCACCAUCCCAUGCAGAAUAUGUGGCACGCGUUUCUUUGACUCCGCCUGGUGGGGCCACUGACCAUGAGGAUGACAACGAAAGCACACAGGAGGACUCACGCUUCUUCAACUCCGACGGUGGGCGGUGGCCCGAUGACAAUGAUGCGAAAGACACGGAAGGGGACGAAGACGAACAGCGGUUCCGUGACGGUGCACACGAUGAAGAGGGAAGCUUGGAGGAUGGCUUCGCCGAAGGUGAUGGUAGUGAAGGCCAAGAGAAUGGUGGUCACGAAGGCGAUGGGAGUGAAGAAGAAGAAAAUGAGGAAGCAAGUGACAAGGACGCCGCAGAACGGGAAGACAACUAUGAAGGGGGGGGCGAAGGAGAUGAGGGUGGAGCGGACGACGACGACGGCGGGAAUACAGGGUUGCAGAAAAGGCGGAAACAGUCUUCCCGUGCCACAAGUCAUGACGGUCCGGCAGAAGAUGACGAUGUGUUGCAUGGCACACAAAGGUCUGUGUGCAUGCGCAAGAGGAAAAUGAAAUGUGGGAGAGCAGAGGAAGAGAAGCGGAGACAAGCUAAGCUCAUCAGCCUACAGGCCUCGACGAAGGCUUACAAGAGAUCCUUAGAGGCUCAAUCCGCUAAACCAGCAAAGGAAAAGCGUGAACGAACUCGAUCUUCCCAGAGACCGAAGAAAAAAACAAAGGCUGAGGAGACAAAGGAAGUCGCGGACUCUGGGGACGAAGCGGCGAGGGUCGACCCGAGACAUACAGCGUCAAAGCCUAGAGAGUUGACCAACGAUACUAUCGACACCACGAGAUGUUUUUUCCUGGAAUAUGACGAGGACGUGCAGAAGGAUGGCCGGAAGCAGUGGGAACGUGUGAAGCCGGAGGAGUGGGAUGAUGACAAGGUGGCCUCCUACCGUUGGUACACAGUGGCUGGCCAACAUACAGUGGAGGCAGCAAAGAGGCUGGUCAUUGCGAAAUCGUCUGCUGCCCACAAGUGGGGCGUGCAUUCUUGGAAGGCGCGAGUUGUGUAUUUUGACGAUGACCAUUUGGAGGGGUAUGCAUACAUCUCCACGUUUGACAACACCAGGGAGACACGUGUUAUCCCGUCGUUGUUUCGAAUGGCUGUGACUGCUAUUAGAGGUCUGUGGCAGAGUAUGAAAGAGCCAAAAGGUGAUUGGCAUCAGACAAAGACGGUGGAAGAAAGGACUGCACAGCGUGACCAAUACCAGGAGUUCGUACGGAAAGCUAUACGGAUGACUCCUGACACAUCACUCUGGAACUAAGUUGUGUGGAAUCUGGUUGAGAAGUUCUUUUACAAAUGGGAAAAAGGCGAACUGUCAGGGCAGGACGGCGUGAGACCAGUAGAUCAGGAAGGGAAAGCAGGCGAGGCAGCAGGACCGGGCCCUGCAGCGAAGACGGUGAAAGGCAAAAAAGUGUUGGUGCACUACGUCCAGUCCAACAAAAGUUUGCCGGGUUUCUAUGUUUUCAUCAAUGAUCCCCCCGCGAGCGCAUGGAAGGUGUUCGGCGAUUUCACAUCAAGGGAGAAGGAAAUGACCCUCGAGAAAAUACUUGCGGGACACGUUGUUGUCACGAGCGGAAUGGCAUUUGUGAAAAAAAUGAUGAACAUGCAAGACCUGUACGUGGAGGCAGGAACAACGUGCGACUUGCUGCGCUCAGGACGCCAAGUCGUCGCAUGUGAUGGUUCCUCAAACCUGAUGGAGUACUCCACUUUGUUUAUCGAUCGCCACAUUCACAAUCCGGAUAACAGGUGUCACUUUGAACGGUCGAAACCUCAACAUCGUGCAGACCGAGACAUGUUCCUGAAGCUCGGCAAGAAGAGGGACUCUCUGAGGAGCUAUCUUUUCUGCAAUGCACCCGCAACACCAACAGAUGCAGAUUAUCUGCACCGUAAGGUGAUAGCGAUCCAGCAUCUACAAGGAUAUCACAACGCCAAACGCGGUGCAAUUGAGAUAUUUCUGAACCGAUGUGAACACCUGUGGUUUGAAAGGAAGCGAGUCAAAAUUGAUACCAAGGUUUACUGCGAGGUGAUGGACGUUGGGGAGCAGUUUGACAUUAUGGACAGUGAGGAGGAAAUAGAGGAUGAGGAGAUUGACCUGCCAUUGUCGGAUGCACAUCAAAAUGCAGUGAGAGACGAAACGCCUCCGCUGUCCGCUAUGGGUGGUGAACAAGCGAUGGAGGAAGAUGUUGGCGACACUAUCGCGAGUACCAAGCCCAAUAAUGUGAUGUGUGGAACAACGCCGAGAACAGGUGGUGCAAUGGAAGGCAGCACAUCCAAGGAAAGAGUCCUCAGGAGCAGGUUUUAUGAAAUCGCAAAGGACAACUUGUCUACCCGCGUGAAGCAGGCGAACAGAGAGGCGCCAUACCACAAAGUAUCAGACAAAGUGAACUCGUUAUUCGAUUUCCUGCGUGAAAAUCACCUUCUCGAGUAUUGCGCUGCGUUCUACGACAAGAAAUCGAGUCCAUCGUAUGGAGCUGUCAUAUGGUCUGUGGACUACCGUGCAACGGACUGUAUGUACGACAGCGACAUACUUGUGGGAUGCAGUCAAGGCCUUGAAGGACACACAAGUGUAAGGAAGCAGAUCGAUUCAGCAGCAGCAGGAGGUGGUGGCGAGAGUGUGGCAGACAAGGAAGGGCAUCUCUGGAUGCAAAACGCAAUAGGAGAUGAGCUCAGUGAGCGGCCAUCAAGCACACCGCAACCAACACUUGGACCGUCAGAAGGCAUCAGUGCAGUGGGAGCCAGAAGUGAGACAACACUAACAGCACGCGGGGAAGUUGUUGGCGAUGACGGGAAGGACGAAAAGAUUGAAGAGGACCAGCAACAAAAAGCAUCAGACGAAGAAGGACCAAAAUUUCAGGCACAUGAGGUAGUGAAGGCGGUGGCAGGGAAGGUCGAUUCGCAUUCCAAGCCGUCGCAAGGAACACACGAUACGACUGUCAUCACUACAUAGGCGCAAGGCACCGACGAAGACACAAGGGAGCAAAGUGCACAUGAGAAAGAUGUGGGGGAAGGACCACUGCUUAUGGAAUGCACUUGUCCAG
This is a messenger RNA of Chara braunii, 3508 nucleotides long. NCBI's taxonomy places the organism in Eukaryota, Viridiplantae, Streptophyta, Charophyceae, Charales, Characeae. The record is from the annotation of a GenBank genome assembly.